This is a messenger RNA of Cryptotermes secundus, 1516 nucleotides long. Its product is annotated as 2-aminoethylphosphonate--pyruvate transaminase. Gene Ontology annotation, biological process: organic phosphonate catabolic process. Bases 160 to 1377 code for a protein of 405 amino acids. The record is from RefSeq and is a predicted model, not a curated record. NCBI's taxonomy places the organism in Eukaryota, Metazoa, Arthropoda, Insecta, Blattodea, Kalotermitidae. The transcript has 8 exons. Gene Ontology annotation, molecular function: 2-aminoethylphosphonate:pyruvate transaminase activity.
CUUGGGGAAUAUUCAAAUGUGUUCAAAGUUCAAUCUUGAUAAUAGUGGUCUGUCUUAUGGGUUUUAUAUCAGAGGAAUUAAAAUACUGGAUUGUACAUAGAAGGAUAAAGUCAAAAUCAGGAAUCUGUAGGAAAGGAUCUGCAUUCUCUACUUAACGAAAUGUCGUUUAUAAGCCACUUGGCACAAAGAACAUGGACAAGCGUGAAGAUGCCUUUCAUUAAAACUAACCCUGAUAAAAAACUCUUUACACCUGGCCCUUUGAGCUGCAGCCAGUCUGUUAAGGAGGCAAUGCUUCGAGACUUGGGUUCAAGAGAUGAGGAAUUCUUAAAUAUAAUCAAACUCAUACGUCAGAAACUUGUGGAUAUUGGAGAAGUUCCUCCCGAAGAGUUCACUACUGUCCUGCUUCAGGGCUGUGGCACGUAUGCAAUAGAAGCUGUCUUCCAGACCAGCACUCCACGAUGUGGGGGACGAGUCCUGAUUCUUUCAAAUGGUGCAUAUGGCCAGAGAAUGAAAAAGAUAUGUGACAUAAGUAGUAUUCCAUGUGACAUUUUUGAAUUUCCUGAAGACAGUGCUGUGGAAGUAGCAAAGGUGAAGGAGCAGCUGCGGAAGGGGGACCAGUAUGCAGUGGUGGCAGUGGUGCACUGCGAAACAAGCACAGGUGUGAUCAACCCCAUUGAAGAACUGGGGCAGGCUGUCAAACAUUACCAGCCUCAAGCUGCUUUCUUUGUAGAUGCAAUGAGCAGUUUUGGUGCUGUGCCAAUUAGAAUUCAGAAUGGCCAUAUAGACUACCUUGUCAGCUCUGCCAACAAGUGUUUUCAAGGUGUUCCUGGGUUUUCAUAUAUUAUUGCCAGGAAAUCUGAGCUCCUUAAGUGCAGAGGCAAUUCUCGCAGCCUUAGCUUUGAUCUAGUGGAUCAGUAUGAAGGACUGGAAGGCAAUGGGCAGUUCCGUUUCACCCCACCAACACACACAUUAGUGGGUUUUGUUCAAGCAUUGCAGGAGUUUCAGGAAGAAGGAGGGGUUAAAGGUAGAGCGAGGAGGUACAAGCAGAACUGUACAGUGCUGCAGAGAGGCAUGGAGGAACUGGGAUUCAGCAAGUUGGUGUCUGGUGACUCUGGGGGCUAUAUUAUAACAUCAUACUACUAUCCAGACCACCCCAAUUUUGACUUUGAGGAAUUCUACUACAGGCUGAGUCAACUUGGUCAGUUAAUAUAUCCUGGCAAACUCUCAAAUGCCAACUGCUUCAGAAUUGGUAACAUUGGCAACCUGUACCCGAAUGACAUGAAGUACCUGCUCAAGUGUAUAGGUAAAGUGUUGGAUGGAAUGGGUGUUCCUGUGCCUGUACCUGUGCCUGCACCUAUAUCUCUGCCUAUGCCGUGAUGUCAAGUUCUGCAUGACAGGUUUCUUCUUAAUGACUGAUGGGUAUAUGGUAUUUGAGUGGUUCAAAUAUUGUGUUUCUGAACAUUAUCCAUCGUCUUGUUUUUAUUUAAAACAAAACGGAUAUAGGGACUAGCUGUGU